Messenger RNA from Acinonyx jubatus (cheetah), 339 nucleotides. RefSeq names its product 10 kDa heat shock protein, mitochondrial-like. Gene Ontology annotation, molecular function: metal ion binding; ATP binding; protein-folding chaperone binding. The record is from RefSeq and is a predicted model, not a curated record. Lineage: Eukaryota; Metazoa; Chordata; Mammalia; Carnivora; Felidae. The transcript has a single exon. Bases 16 to 324 code for a protein of 102 amino acids. Gene Ontology annotation, cellular component: mitochondrial matrix.
ACAGUGUCUGAAGUCAUGACAGGACAGGCGUUUAGAAAGUUUACUUCCCUCUUUGACCGAUUUUUAGUUGAAAAGAGUGCAGCUGAAACUGUUACCAAAGGAGGCAUUAUGCUUCCAGAAAAAUCUCAAGGAAAAGUAUCCCAAGCAACAGUAGUAACUGUUGAACCAGGCUCUAAAAGAAAGGGUGGAGAGAUUCAGCCAGUUAGCGUGAAAGUUGGAGAUAAAGUUCUUUUGCCAGAAUAUGGAGGCACCAAAGUAGUUCUAGAUGGCAAGGACUAUUUCUUACUUAGAGAUGGUGACAUUCUCGGAAAGUAUGUAGAUUGAAAUAAAUCAUUAUUG